Messenger RNA from Drosophila willistoni, 3276 nucleotides. RefSeq lists its product as uncharacterized. Gene Ontology annotation, molecular function: protein binding. NCBI's taxonomy places the organism in Eukaryota, Metazoa, Arthropoda, Insecta, Diptera, Drosophilidae. The record is from RefSeq and is a predicted model, not a curated record. The transcript has 6 exons. The coding region runs from base 97 to 3093 and encodes 998 amino acids.
AGUCUUGUGGCCACUUUUGUAAGAACAACAUGUUCCGUGCUCAGCAUCAGCAUUGAGGACGAUCAGGAAGAGCACGAGGAGCUAGAGCAACGCGCAAUGUUGGCCCGUCUGGUGGGCUAUGGCUAUUGUCUGGCCUAUCUUAUAGCCCUGCACAGUUGGCCUAGUGAUGCCUAUCCAGCCGCAGGGUCAUCAACGACCGGCAAUGGCUAUAGAGAUCUUGAUAUAUGCAAUCAUUGGAAUGGCAGGCGUCACUUUCUUGAGCUAGGUAGUCCGCCCGGAGAGCUGCAUGCUCGUAAUGUAAGCAAUACGGCUUAUCGGAGCACUUCGCUGGGUGAUCCUGCCGCCACCAGCGAUCUUUGGUAUCAAUGCAAUUUGGAGCUGGUCACCUGUGCGGAAUGCGUGAUACGUGUUACGAUUACCUAUGCCAAUUUCUCAAAGACAUGCGGCAAAUCCUCGACCACAACAAGUCUGUGUCCCUGUGAGCACAUACAAUUCUCGGAGCCCCCAUAUGACUCGACAAUAUCGGGUCAAGAAUUUUGCGGCGAUGGCAAAGUCUUUCGCAGUAAAACGAGAACACUUCAAUUGAAAUUCUUCUAUAGAGCCACCAAUUCUCAUGUCUUUUCUUUGCAAUAUUUCUCGGAACGCAAUGUACGCAUAGUGAGCGGCUCACCCAAGCAGACCAUUGUGAAUGGGAAAACAGGUAAAGCCUUGCCCCAGGUCAUAUCGACGCCAUAUUUUCCUAUGCCCUAUCCCCGGGAUUAUGGCAUUGAGCAUAUUCUAACCUGCGAGGCCGAGAAUUGUCAAGUGCGUUUAAUUUUCACCGAUUUUCAAUUGGGUCUGGCCAGCACCUUGGAGAUCUUUGAUUCGAAUGGUCAAAUGUUGGACUCCUACACGGGCGAACACUUUCGUCCGCCCAUUACCAUAAGUAGUGGCAAAUCGUUGCUAUUACAAUUCCGUGGCAAUGCGGCAACUGGCAUUGGUUUCCGGGCCGAAGUCAGUUUUGUGUCAUCAAAGCAAUUAAAGGAUGAGCGACUAGUGCCCUACACAGAUUGUGGCGGCAUGGUCACUGGUCCUGGUGGAGCCAUCACCAUGAUGAAUAUGAUUGAAAAUGUCACAGAUGUUCGGCUCUUUGAUUGCAUAUGGAUAAUUAAACCCGGUAAUAACUACAUGAUGAUGAAGACUCACAUCUCAUUGAGAGUGGAUGAAUUUUAUGGCAUGGCUGCCAGAUCAGAGCUAACCAUACGACAGGGAACUACAUCAGAUGCAGUGGAAAUCGAGAGUAUUAUGUGGCCAAAUAAUGGACUAAGCAAGGAAACACACAUAGCACCAAUAUUGGGCGGUUAUUAUAUACGUUUGCGUGGCGUUUUUGGCAUGUCCUCCAAAUUGGCCAUAGUUUAUAGCGUCUUCAAUUAUUUGAAUUGCUACAUUGGCUCAGAGUUUUUGUGUGGGAAUAAUCACUGCAUUUCGAUACGUUUGCACUGCGAUGGCUUCGAUCAUUGUGGCGAUGGUAGCGAUGAGCCGGAUUCGUGCGAGGAGGACUGGGCGCAUUUGCAUCACGAUCGUCGUUGGUACUCACACAAGCCUAACUAUUAUUUUCCCAAAAUGGAUCAGUAUCCCGAUUUGAAGACAGCCACCAGCAUCUUUAUAAUCAGUACACUUGGCAUUUUCGGUGUUCUAUCCGGCUGGAUGGUCAUUUUAUAUCGCAUGGGUGUGAGGGCGCGGCAUCAGCGUGAAUUGCAGAGCCAUUUGCAGACAAUUAGCGAGCUGCUUGAUCGCCAGGAUGAGGAUCGCACCCCGGAUGAACCGCCGAGCUAUGAAGCUCCGCCAGAUUAUGAGGAAGUUAUCAAAAUUGGCAUGCAGCAGGAGUUACGUGAGCCAAGACGCGGCCAGCGACGCGGACGACGACAUCCUCCGCGGGAGCGUGAUCGGGAUCGUAGCUGUAGUCGUGCUCCAAGUAAUUGCACCAUGCAAUCAAUGUUGCCAUUGCAGAGCAAUUGUGGCUUAGAAAGAGAUUGUGAUCAAGAUCGUCCUAGUACCUCGGCAGCGGCCAUGACGCAUGCUAUAGCCUCCACAGAUACAACCCAGGAUGCUGAACAUUCUCGUGAUAAUCUUGCGCAGCGCAUGCUCUUGGCCAGCGCCAUUUGUGGCGCUCCAAGCGCGUCUCAAGCGUCAGCAGCGGUCCAGAGUCCAGCCACGUGUCAAUCCGUGGGGAUUUCAACGAGCCCGCCACCGUUAUCCCAUGGGCGUGAACUAUCCCCAGCCCGUGCGCCGCACCCAACGACGCCCAACAGUGGAGCGGAUACCGGCACUGGUACUGGCACCGCCUCCGCCACCACCGGCACCGACGGUGACGGAGAUUCACUCAAUAUAUCACUCACUUUAGGCCUGCCGUCGACCACAGUAGGCAGUUCGCAGUCCACUUCUGUUCAGAAUCCAUUAUCGAAUCAAUUAACAACAAGCAAUUGCACCGAGCACACAUAUUUAAAGCGCUCCUGGCUAGUUGUGCAUCAGCAUCCACAUGGUCACAGCUGCCGGGUGCAGCGUCUGCGUCACACCUUCUCAUCCCCCGAGGCAUUCAGUGCCAAUGAAAUGCAUCUACCAUAUCCAGAUUUCCUUAGCUACGGCACCAAUUUGCCCCACGAACGGAGUAGCAGUAACUUUGGUUCCGAAUUGUCCCGAGAUCCAUCCUCCACAUUCAGUUUCGGUGUCAAGCGUGCUCGCCCAGUAUCGCCAAAACCACCGCCAGCGAGUGAGUCGCCCACUUUGACCGAAGGUAACUCAACAUGCGAGGAAUCUCUUGUGAUAGCUCCUCCUCCUCCGGGCAGUUACAGCGAAAGCGAAAGUGAGGCAGAACAGCAGGUAUCUUGCUUUGGGGCCGUUGUCUCCCAGCAUAUGACGAAACGUCGACGCAAUUCAGGACCCGGACGAAGUCGGUCUUUCAGCAACACACAUGGUGGAACAGUGCGCAGAUCUAGAAAUCGACGUGCCAUGCAACGCAGCUCAUCAGCAGAUCUAUUAAUGGAUUAUGCUACCAUGGCCAGAUCAACGCCACAAAGAAGUAGCGAAGCUAUGCAACGUUUGUUCUUUAUCUAGUCUGGAGUAGGAGAAGCAACAAGAGAGUAGAAGGAUAAUAAAUGGGAACGAUAGUAUUAUAUCUAAAGUAAUUCUUGGACGGAAUCUGGUCGUUAGCUUGUAUUAUAUAUAUAUAUAUAUCACUUGUUAUAAUUUAUAAACCAAAACAAUAAACAAAAAAGACAACACUUAUUACCCAGAGAA